Molecule: messenger RNA, 513 nt
Organism: Phytophthora sojae
Lineage: Eukaryota; Oomycota; Peronosporomycetes; Peronosporales; Peronosporaceae
Exons: 4
Coding region: 1-513 (170 amino acids)
Biological process (GO): rRNA catabolic process; poly(A)-dependent snoRNA 3'-end processing; nuclear mRNA surveillance
Cellular component (GO): nuclear exosome (RNase complex); nucleolus; cytoplasmic exosome (RNase complex)
Source: RefSeq, a predicted model, not a curated record
AUGGUGGCGACGACUCCGCAGCGCCAGGACGGCCGCGCCGGCAACGAGCUGCGGCCCUUUGCGUCCGAGCAGGGCGCGCUCUUCCGAGCCGACGGGUCUGCGCGUAUGUCGCACGGCAGCAGCACGGUGCUGGCGUCCGUGUACGGCCCCGGCCAGGCGCGCAACUGGCGCGCCGAGAAGACGGACAAGGCCACGCUGGACGUGUGCUUCAAGCUGGAGAAGGGUAUCACGACGUCCAAGGAGAGGGAGUACGAGCAGAUCAUCCGCGAGACCUUCACGCCCGUGGUGCUCACGGACAGUUUCCCGCGCGCCGUCAUCAGCAUCGUCGUGCAAGUCAUCGAGGACAAUGGCUCUAUAUCCUUUCCACUGUUUUCUUACUAUGCAUUUGCGAUUAACGCCGUGAGCUUGGCGCUGAUGGAUGCCGGAGUCCCAAUGCUCUCGGUCGUCACCGCCACUUCGAAGCGGUUUCUUGGGUCACCACUGCGCGUUCCAGUACAAGCGAGGGGGUCCUGA